Suncus etruscus (white-toothed pygmy shrew) is the source of this 1223-nucleotide messenger RNA. RefSeq names its product mitochondrial ribosome associated GTPase 1 (gene MTG1). The transcript has 11 exons. Gene Ontology annotation, molecular function: GTPase activity; GTP binding. Lineage: Eukaryota; Metazoa; Chordata; Mammalia; Eulipotyphla; Soricidae. Bases 7 to 981 code for a protein of 324 amino acids. Gene Ontology annotation, cellular component: mitochondrion. The record is from RefSeq and is a predicted model, not a curated record.
GGAGCCAUGCGGCUGAGCUUGCGCGCGUGGAGCGGCGCCGCCCGGGCCGCGUGGCGCGAGAGCUACCCCCUGGGCGGCCGCGACGUGGCACGCUGGUUCCCCGGACACAUGGCCAAGGGGCUGAAGAAAAUGCAGAGUAGCCUGAAGCUGGUGGACUGCAUUCUUGAAGUCCACGAUGCCCGCAUCCCCCUUUCAGGCCGAAACCCUCUGUUUCAGGAAACACUCGGGCUCAAACCUCACCUGCUCAUCCUCAACAAAAUGGACUUGGCUGACUUGGGGCAGCAGAAGAAAAUUCGGCAACACUUGGAAGGACAAGGUGUGAAGAACGUCAUUUUCACCAAUUGUGUGAAGGACGAGAACAUCCAGCAGGUUAUCCCAGCAGUUACGGAGCUGGUCAGGAGUAGCUGCCGAUACCACCGAGGUGAGAGCCUGGAAUUCUGUGUCAUGGUCAUCGGUGUCCCCAAUGUCGGCAAGUCCUCCCUGAUCAAUUCUCUCAGGAGGCAGCACCUCAAGAAAGGGAAGGCCACCCGGGUGGGCGGUGAGCCUGGAAUCACCAGAGCUGUGAUGUCCCGGAUUCAGGUCUGUGAGCGGCCAUUGAUGUUCCUGCUGGACACCCCUGGGGUGCUGGCGCCUCACAUCGCCAGUGUGGAGACAGGCUUGAAGUUGGCCCUGUGUGGAACUGUGCUAGACCACCUGGUGGGGGAGGAGACACUGGCCGACUACCUGCUGUUCAACCUCAACAGACAAGGACUCUUCAGGUACGUGCAGCACUAUGACUUGGGUGAGGCCUCUGAUGACGUGGCCAGUGUCCUGAAGCAGGUGGCCGUGCGGCUGAGAAAGACUAGGAAGGUGAAGGUACUCACGGGCACAGGGAACGUGAACGUUGUCCAGCCCAACUACACGGCUGCAGCCCGUGACUUCCUCCGUUCCUUUCGCUGUGGGCUUCUGGGCCCUGUGAUGCUGGACCAAGACAUCCUGUAGAGCUGGCCUGGGGGAUAGAUCCUGCCUGUGGUAGUGAACCUGGUACUCCUUAUCAUCAGGACACCUGUCUUGACCUCAGACCAUUUUUGCCUGUAAACAGUUUCCAGAAUCUGCUCCUUAUCUAUCAACCAGUGACAGGCCCUCUCCCCAGAACUGACCUGUAACGCUCACAUACAUUUGAUAGAAGAAUGUGCUGUAAGGGCCCUGAGUGAUAGCACAGCGGGUAGGGCAUUUGCCUCGCC